AUGACAACAAUAAGAUGCUUACUUGCAGUAGCAGUCAAGAAAGGUUGGAAUAUAUCUCAACUAGAUGUCAAUAAUGCCUUCUUGCAUGGUGAAUUGCAAGAAGAGGUGUAUAUAAAAUUUCCUCCAGGUCACUCAGUUUCUUUAGUUGCAGUCUAUGUCGACGAUAUAAUUAUUACUGGGAAUGAUUCUACAGAGUUGUCUAACCUCAAGCAAUUUUUGGACACUGAAUUUAAGAUAAAAGACCUAGGAAGCUUACAUUAUUUCCUUGGAUUAGAGGUGGUACGAGAAGACCAUGGUCUGAUAGUGAAUCAGAGAAAAUUCACUCUUGAACUUCUGUCUGAGUACAACUGUGAUGACUUAGCUGAAGUACCUUCUCCACUUGAUCCUUCGCAAAAACUCUCUGCUGAUGAAGGGACACCACUCACAGAUCCUUUUUCCUAUCAAAGAUUGAUCGGAAAACUCAACUAUUUACCUCACACUCGUCCAGAUUUAGCCUUUGCGGUUCAGCAUUUGUCACAGUAUAUGCAGUCCCCAAGGUUACCUCAUUACGAUGCUGUAAUUCGUGUUCUUCGAUAUCUUCGAAAAUCUCCAGGUCAAGGAUUGUUCUUCAGUAGCAAUCCUUCUUUUUCCAUUCUUGCUUUCUGUGACGCCGAUUGGGCCUCGUGUUUGGAUACGAGAAGAUAUGUCAGCGGGUAUUUUAUAAGCAUGGGUGGCUCUCUGAUUUCUUGGAAAUCCAAGAAACAAAUUUCAGUAUCACUUUCAUCUGCGGAAGCAGAAUAUAGAUCAAUGCGACGAGUUGUUGCUGAAGUCACAUGGUUGAAUCGUCUUCUUCGAGAUCUAUCAGCUCCGCCUAAGCUACCAAUACUGGUACAUUCUGAUAGUCAAUCGGCACUCCACAUUGCUAGAAACCCUGUAUUUCAUGAACGCACAAAGCACGUCGAACUUGACUGCUACUUUGUGCGUCAACAGUUCACCGCAGGUCUUAUUUCUCUAAAUUUCGUUCCAUCUGCAUCUCAAGUUGUAGAUAUCUUCACAAAGCCUUUAUCAGGACCAGCUCACAAUACCAUUCUUCGCAAGUUGGGGACAUGA
Solanum dulcamara is the source of this 1089-nucleotide messenger RNA. RefSeq lists its product as uncharacterized. Bases 1 to 1089 code for a protein of 362 amino acids. Lineage: Eukaryota; Viridiplantae; Streptophyta; Magnoliopsida; Solanales; Solanaceae. The transcript has 3 exons. The record is from RefSeq and is a predicted model, not a curated record.